AUGUCACCGGUUAAUAAAAAAUCGCCAAUCAAAAUAUGGGAAUAUUAUGAGAUUUGUAGUGAAAAUAAUAAACUGGCCCAGUGUUUGUUAUGUAGCAUCAAGUUCUCAAGAGGCGGAGAAGGAAAGAAAGCAACUACAACCUCUUUAAAAAACCAUCUUAAAACCAAACAUGCUGACCAAUACGCUGCUUUAAUUAAUGUUCCAACGACAAGUGGCAGCAACAUGGGCGGUACUUCUAUUUCUACCGAUGCCAAGAUGCCAGCAGAACCUGGAACGUCCAGAUCAAAAGAACGGCAGCUCACCCUGAAGGAAACAUCAGAAAGGAAAUUGCUCUGGGACAUUAAUGAUCCGAAAUCAAUAAAAUAUCAUUACUUGAUUGGCGAAAUGAUUGCUUUGGACAACGAACCAUUGUCACCUGUGGAACGAGUUGGAUUUCAGAGACUUAUGGCAAACACUUUGCCCCAUUAUAAAGUACCUGGUCGCACUUAUGACCGAGAAAAUUGUUCCUGA
This is a messenger RNA of Parnassius apollo (apollo), 510 nucleotides long. The record is from the annotation of a GenBank genome assembly. NCBI's taxonomy places the organism in Eukaryota, Metazoa, Arthropoda, Insecta, Lepidoptera, Papilionidae.